This is a messenger RNA of Toxorhynchites rutilus septentrionalis, 2520 nucleotides long. It is a transcript of the gene Rheb, whose product is annotated as GTP-binding protein Rheb homolog. Gene Ontology annotation, cellular component: plasma membrane. Gene Ontology annotation, molecular function: GDP binding; GTP binding; GTPase activity. NCBI's taxonomy places the organism in Eukaryota, Metazoa, Arthropoda, Insecta, Diptera, Culicidae. The record is from RefSeq and is a predicted model, not a curated record. The coding region runs from base 464 to 1012 and encodes 182 amino acids. The transcript has 5 exons. Gene Ontology annotation, biological process: small GTPase-mediated signal transduction.
UUGAGGGACAACAAAUCGCCAGCAUCGAAGCAUCUUGUUUUGAGAAUACACAAGUUCUAUUCGCUAGUUCCUCUGCCGAGAUUCAGUGGAUUUUCGCGAGAUUUAUCGAACGAUCUCACGUUUGCCAGUUUAAUGGUGUUCGGCUGUGUUGAAACCAGUGAUCAACAAUAUCCGAGUGAUUAUUUCCCUAUCGUUGAUAAUGUAAAACUUGACAGUAACGUUUUUGCGUUGUAGCACCAAGAAACCACUCAGCACGCGACAAAUUAGUGUACAAUAAAAGACAUUCCGUUUGGCAGCUGUACCUUUCUCACUAUCAUUUUUAAUCUAUAUUGGAGCGAUAUAAAUUGCAAGUUCGUGAUUUGCUCCGAGUGCUUUCAGCAAACGCGUCAUUAUCGAAUUUCUGACAAAGCGAGAAGUCCUUGUUUUAGUAUAAAGUCCAAAAUAGUAAAAAAAAAAAAGGAGAAUGCCAGCGAAGGAGCGAAAUAUUGCCAUGAUGGGCUACCGAUCAGUAGGGAAGUCAUCUCUCAGUAUUCAAUUUGUUGAAGGGCAGUUCGUGGAUUCGUACGAUCCCACCAUUGAAAAUACAUUUACCAAAAUUACUCGCGUCAAUUCAACCGAUUACGAGGUGAAACUAGUGGACACAGCUGGUCAGGAUGAGUACAGCAUAUUCCCUGCCCAGUACAGCAUGGAUUUCCACGGGUAUGUUCUGGUCUACUCGAUCACUAGCCACAAGUCGUUCGAGGUGAUUCAGAUUAUUUACGAGAAAUUGCUCGAUGUUAUGGGCAAAGCAUACGUUCCAGUGGUCCUAGUAGGGAAUAAGACUGACUUGCACCAGGAGCGUGCUGUCUCCACAGAAGAAGGAAAAAAAUUAGCCGAAUCUUGGAAGGCACAAUUCCUGGAAACAUCAGCUAAGCAAAACGAGUCCGUGGCAGAUAUAUUUCACCUGUUACUACAGCAGAUCGAGCGUGAUAACGGAAACACGGGUGAGAAGAGCAGUUGUGUCAUCUCAUGAACAGCAAAGAGGAUUGCCAAGCAAAUGAUGAUCCCAUUGCAUCUCCCACACUUGAAUGUCUCAGCAAAACCAUCAUUGUCAUCGUCGUCGUUGUCGUCGUCAUCGUUCAAUAGCAGCAGCAGCAGCUGUCGGGCAGCGUUAUGCUUCCAGCUGUUCUGUGCACUAUGUACUGUUAGAUUGGUUAACUCGGGGUUUCACUAUUACUUCUACUUCUACUCAGAUUACACAGUGCUAUCUCAUCUGUGAACCAACAAGCAAUGUAUUCAAUAAUAUUUUUAAAACGUUCGACAUAUUAGGUGUUGAAUUUUUGACUAGACUAGACUAGACAAACGAUGGGAGGUAGCGAUUUACCGGCAAAACGAGUAAUUUUUUUUGUAUAUCAUUUUUAAAAGGGAAUCACUGUAAAUCAAGAAUGUGUCUGAGCGAAAGCGAUGCAAGCUAGAAAAGUAUAUAAAAGCAAAAGUGUAAAAAUAGUACCUAUGUUUAAAAAACUAUAUUUAAAGAGGAGAGUCGAAUAAAGUAGGAGACAAGUAAGUGGUUUCGCGACAAGCAGAAUAUGAUUGCAAACGGUUCAUGUACGGAUCUAUCAGCUAGAUAACAGUUUGCCGCACAUUUAGAUUGACAUAGAUGAGUUUGAGAUGAAUAUGACACUAGUGGAGUAAAACUAAACGUCUUUUCAACUGUUGCUCUUCCAAAAACAGGUCACUCAAUAGCCCCAAGUUCGUGAGGACUUUUCUUUAUUACUGCCCGGGUAGCACAAAUGUGGGGUGUGCUGUAGAAUUGGAACUAUAUUAUAUAGAUCAAGAAGGGAGACAGUGGAGGUGAUUCCGUGAUGUUCACAAAUUGUCCAGAACCUGAAAGGAGUAAUUUUCGUUUCUACGUUGUUAUCCUGUUUUUUUUUCACGACACGGGGUUCAACCAAAUUGAACCUUUGGGAUCGUAAUCAUACAUCCAUUGAGAUUACCACUUGUGUGGAUCACAUUAAUGCAGCAGAUCGAUAUGCAAAUCUCUUUGGGGAUCAUUUCAGUACCAAAUUGAGUAGUUGAGAACCAUUCUAAUAAACAUCCCUUCACAAAAGAGCAACAGUCGAGGAAUCCCGGUGUAUGAAAGUAAAAAAAAAAACAUAAAACACGACCUAACGGAACACAUUGGUUAAAUGACAGACAGGUUAAAUUUAGACGCACCACGCACUUAACGUAGCUCGGUAGCAGAAGCGAACCUACCAGUGUAAUCUUUACACAUUCUCUAUUUUUCCACGAGUUUUUUUCCGUCAACACCUAAUUACAAUCAUAAAAAAUGAAUACUUAUUUUUCAGAUGAAUAAAAAUCUUUAUUUUUAGUAUAUAUUUUUCUUUAGUAUAUAUAGCUAAUGACGGAAAAUUAAAAGAUACGUAGUUCAGUAGACCACAUAAAGUUUUCGUAAUCGACAUUGAAAAGAGAAAGAAAAAAUCAAUUAAGUUGAGUUGAAAUAAAUACAGAAGGGUUCAUUUUCAGGGAUGACCAAAAGCA